This is a messenger RNA of Microthlaspi erraticum, 786 nucleotides long. The record is from the annotation of a GenBank genome assembly. Lineage: Eukaryota; Viridiplantae; Streptophyta; Magnoliopsida; Brassicales; Brassicaceae.
AUGGAUUUCUCUCCGAUCAACUGCCUCAUUUUCGAUUUGGAUGACACAUUAUACCCUCUGAAAACCGGAAUAGCGCCAGCUGUCAAGAAAAAUAUUGAUGAUUUUCUAGUGGAGAAAUUUGGAUUUUCUGAAAGUAAAGCAUCCAGUCUAAGAGUUGAACUCUUCAAGACUUAUGGAAGUACUCUCGCUGGUCUCAGGGCGUUGGGUUAUGAUGUUCAUCCUGAUGAAUAUCACAGUGUCGUGCACGGAAGGUUGCCCUACGGUUCGAUCCAACCAAACAGAAAACUACGAAACCUUCUGAACAAAAUCAAACAGAGAAAAAUUAUAUUUACGAACUCGGACAGGGUCCAUGCGAUGAAGGUUCUGGAGAAAUUGGGUUUAGAAGAUUGCUUUGAAGAUAUUAUUUGUUUCGAGACAAUGAACCCGAAUUUAUUCGGAGCAACACCCCGACCCGAUGAGCAUCCCGUCGUUCUCAAGCCUUCGUUGACCGCUAUGGAUAUUUGCAUUCGUGUAGCCAACGUUGAACCUCACCGAACCGUAUUUUUGGAUGAUAAUAUCCACAAUAUUACCGCGGGAAAAAAUGUCGGGCUUCGGACAAUCUUGGUGGGGAGAUCGGAAAAGACAAAAGACGCGGAUUACGCGGUGGAGAAUGUAGCUGAGAUAGCUACGACGGUGCCGGAGAUUUGGGCCACGGCGAUGACCGGGUUUGAUGUCGGGGGUGCGAGGAUCAGACGGAGCAAGAGUGAGCUGGAGGGAAUGGCUUCAAUCACAGCCGUCGGUGCCUGA